AUGGAGAAGCUCCUGUGGUGCUCACUGGUCCUGAUCAGCCUCUCUCAGACUUUUGCCCAGAAAGAUAUGUCUAAAAUGGCCUUCGUAUUUCCCAAAGAGUCCGACAAUUCCUAUGUGUCCCUGGAAGCACAGACAAAGAAGCCACUGAAAGCCUUCACUGUGUGUCUCCACAUCUACACAGAACUGAGCACAACCCGUGGCUUCAGUAUUUUCUCUUAUGCUACCAAGAAAAACCCUAAUGACAUCCUCAUAUUUUGGUCUAAGGAUAGAGGGUAUACUGUUGGAGUGGGUGGGCCUGAAGUACUAUUCAAGGCUUCAGAAAUUCCUGAAGCUCCAACACACAUCUGUGCCAUCUGGGAGUCUGCUACAGGGAUUUCAGAGUUAUGGAUUGAUGGGAAACCCAAGGUGCGGAGAAUUCUGCAGAAGGGCUACACUGUGGGGACAGAUGCAAGCAUCAUCCUGGGGCAGGAGCAGGACUCAUAUGGUGGUGGUUUUGAUGCAAAGCAGUCUUUGGUGGGAGACAUUGGAGAUGUGAACAUGUGGGACAUUGUGCUAUCUCCAGAACAGAUAAACACAGUUUAUGUUGGUGGGACACUCAGCCCCAGUGUUUUGAACUGGCAGGAACUGAAGUAUAAUGCACAGGGUGACGUGUUUAUCAAGCCCCAGCUGUGGCCCUGA
Cricetulus griseus (Chinese hamster) is the source of this 678-nucleotide messenger RNA. Lineage: Eukaryota; Metazoa; Chordata; Mammalia; Rodentia; Cricetidae. The record is from RefSeq and is a predicted model, not a curated record.